AUGGAGAUCAACCCACAUGAAUUUAACUGGUACUACCCAGAAGAAUAUUCUGAUAGGAUAUUAGAAUUGCCACCAUUGGAUUGUUACUUCGAGUUAGAACCACUUCCAUUCCCACAUGGAAACAAGCAACUAGACAUCACUGAGUUAAAAAACUUCGAAGCUCUGAAUCCUGAUUUUUUCUCGGCAGAACCUGACUUUCCAUUGUUUUAUGAAGAUGUAGCAGUCGACCAAAGUCCUCUAAACUCUGUUACAGACUCUAUUGGUCAGUUUGAAAAUCUUGCAACUUACUUAAGUGAAUAUUCCACGAUAAUUCAUCAGGGUGAAUAUCAUAGCUCAAACAACACUGAAGAGGAAAAGAGGACAAUAAGUGGGAGGAAGAAGAUGGCUGUGCUGGAGUUGGAUGAAAUACAGAAGCAUUUUGACAUACCAAUAACAAAAGCAGCAAAGAAGAUGAAUGUGGGAUUGACUGUAUUGAAGAAAAGAUGCAGAGAACUUAAUAUCAAGCGAUGGCCUCACAGGAAGCUCAAGAGCUUGACGUCCCUCAUUAACAAUGUUAAGGAAUUGGGUUUGACAACAGAGGUAGAGACAUUGGAGGAGCACAAGAAAAUUCUAGAGAAACUGCCAGAUGCAGAGCUGACAGAGAGAACGAGAAAACUGAGGCAGGCUUGUUUCAAAGCCAAUUACAAGAAGAGGAGGUCUCUUGCUAUUCAGGCCGCGUGA
This is a messenger RNA of Juglans microcarpa x Juglans regia, 720 nucleotides long. Its product is annotated as protein RKD4. The transcript has 3 exons. Bases 1 to 720 code for a protein of 239 amino acids. The record is from RefSeq and is a predicted model, not a curated record. NCBI's taxonomy places the organism in Eukaryota, Viridiplantae, Streptophyta, Magnoliopsida, Fagales, Juglandaceae. Gene Ontology annotation, molecular function: DNA-binding transcription factor activity.